Drosophila hydei is the source of this 2218-nucleotide messenger RNA. RefSeq names its product V-type proton ATPase catalytic subunit A-like. Gene Ontology annotation, molecular function: ATP binding; ATP hydrolysis activity; proton-transporting ATPase activity, rotational mechanism. The transcript has 2 exons. Gene Ontology annotation, biological process: ATP metabolic process; proton transmembrane transport. NCBI's taxonomy places the organism in Eukaryota, Metazoa, Arthropoda, Insecta, Diptera, Drosophilidae. Gene Ontology annotation, cellular component: proton-transporting V-type ATPase, V1 domain; lysosomal membrane. Bases 142 to 2175 code for a protein of 677 amino acids. The record is from RefSeq and is a predicted model, not a curated record.
AAAGCGUUCAACAUUUCGUUUUCCCAUACUCAAAAACAUGCAAAAAUAGCUAAAAACUUCUUGCAGUUUACGUUAUUUUCAUAAAAUUUCUUGUUUUAAUUCGUUUGAUUUAAUAAAUUUCGCAAUAGUCUGCUAUCUAAAAUGGAUCUCCGAAAAUGUCGCUGUCGUAAGAUAUUCCCGAUUGUUAGGACACUAGAGGAGGGCACAAAUACCUCGUUCAUCAGCGAUAUGGUUCCACCGUCGCUGAUAGAAAUUCAGCAAGAGCCAUCCGAACAGAAAUCUGAAAUACCUAAUAUUAUACAUGAGAAAAAGGAUCCGAGACCUUCGCUUAAAGUACCUGAUGAAGAUACCGUACAAAAGGGAUGCGUAUUCGGGGUGUCCGGUCCGGUGGUCAAUGCCGAGAAGAUGUCCGGCUCGGCCAUGUACGAGCUGGUGCGAGUGGGCCACUACCGACUGGUGGGCGAGAUCAUACGCUUGGAGGGCGAUAUGGCCACCAUACAGGUGUACGAGGAUACCUCGGGCGUCAGUGUCGGCGAUCCCGUGUAUCAGACCGGCAAGCCGCUAUCUGUCGAGCUGGGCCCUGGCAUAAUGGGCUCCAUUUUCGAUGGCAUUCAGCGACCAUUGCGCGACAUCAGUGAGCACAUGAAGUCCAUUUAUGUGCCGAAAGGUGUCGAUGUCUACAGCCUCUCGCGCUCCUUUGAAUACGAGUUCAUUCCGGAGAAGAGUAUAAAUGUGGGCGACCUCAUCAGCAGCGGCGACAUCUACGGCACCGUCCAGGAGAACAGCAUGGUGGAGCAUCGUCUAAUGCUAUCUCCGCGCUUUCUGGGCAAAGUCAACUAUAUCGCUCCCGCUGGCAACUACAGCUUAGAGGACACGGUCAUCGAGACGGAGUACGAUGGCAAGGUAACCCAGCACACGAUGCUCCAGGUCUGGCCAGUGCGUGAAAAUCGCCCGGUCAUCGAAAAACUACCUGGCAAUCAUCCGCUGCUAACUGGGCAACGUGUGCUCGAUGCCUUCUUCCCCUGCGUUCAAGGCGGCACCACAGCCAUUCCCGGUGCCUUUGGCUGUGGCAAGACUGUGAUCUCACAGGCCCUGUCCAAGUACUCCAACUCGGAUGUCAUCAUCUACGUCGGCUGCGGUGAGCGUGGCAAUGAAAUGUCCGAGGUAUUGCGCGACUUUCCCGAGCUCACCGUCGAGGUUAACGGUGUCAAGGAAUCUAUAAUGAAGCGCACAGCUCUGGUGGCCAACACCUCCAACAUGCCCGUGGCAGCCCGGGAAGCCUCCAUUUACACUGGCAUCACUAUAUCUGAAUACUUCCGUGAUAUGGGUUACAAUGUGGCCAUGAUGGCCGAUUCCACCUCCCGUUGGGCUGAGGCUUUGCGUGAGAUCUCUGGCCGUCUGGCUGAGAUGCCUGCUGAUGCGGGCUAUCCCGCCUAUCUGGGCGCACGUCUCGCCUCCUUCUAUGAGCGAGCCGGCCGCGCCUUGUGCCUGGGCAGUCCCGAGCGCGAGGGUUCCGUGUCCAUUGUGGGCGCUGUCUCGCCACCUGGUGGUGAUUUCUCCGAUCCCGUUACCUCAUCAACAUUGAGCAUUGUCCAGGUGUUCUGGGGUCUCGACAAGAAGCUGGCCCAGCGCAAGCAUUUCCCCUCCGUCAAUUGGCUGCAGUCGUAUUCCAAGUAUAUACGAGCCCUCGACCAGUACUACGAGGAUGAGAGUCCGGAGUUUGUGGACUUGCGUGCAACGGCUAAGCAAAUACUGCAGGAAGAGGAUGACCUGUCCGAAAUUGUUCAGCUGGUGGGCAAAACGUCGCUGAACGAGUCGGACAAGAUUACGCUGGAGGUGGCCAAAAUGCUGAAGGAUGACUUUCUGCAGCAGAACUCGUACAGUCCGUACGACUCCUACUGUCCCUUCUACAAGACGGUGGGCAUGCUCAAGAACAUGAUAACCUUCUACAAUCAGGCCAUACUAGCGGUCUCAAAUACAUCUAGCCAAGAGAUGCAUGUCACAUGGGGUCUGAUACGAGAGCAAUGCAACGAGUUGCUCUACGAAUUGGGCACCAUGAAGUUCAUCGAUCCCAAGUUGGGCCAGGAAUCCGUGGAGGAGCAAUUGGAGAAAACCUACAAAAAUGUUCUCAAGACUUUGCAAGAUUUGGAAGCCAAUGUGUCGUCGUAUAUAUAAUGUAAGUUCCUAGACUAGAAAUAACAUAAAUUAAGCUAAAUAA